Messenger RNA from Miscanthus lutarioriparius, 660 nucleotides. Lineage: Eukaryota; Viridiplantae; Streptophyta; Magnoliopsida; Poales; Poaceae. The record is from the annotation of a GenBank genome assembly.
AUGUCGUCUCCAUCCAAGCCUCGUGGCCGUUCACCCUCCGAGAAGAAGGACGGCUCUGGCGGCUCCGGCACCAAGAUGCCGAAGCGCUCGCCAUCUCCAAGUCGUUCUCCACCGCGCCGUUCACGCACCCGCGACCCACGCCGCUCGCGGACCCGCGACGCACGCCGUCCGCGGGAAAUCGUGGUCGAGCGCAUCGUCCGAGAGGGUGGCAGUUCCGGCACCUGGCCGCAGCUGACGCGCACCAACUACCAUCAAUGGUCGCUGCGGAUGAAGUUGAGGCUGCAGGCUCGCCAUCUCUGGGACGCCAUCGAGUACCCCGACACCACGGAGUACGACGUCGACCGGAGUGCCCUCGACGCCAUCUGCAGCGCGGUACCAGAGGACAUGGUGCCCGCGCUCGCCACCAAGGACACCGCCUACGACGCCUGGGAGGCCAUCAAGACGUUCCGCAUCGGCGACGACCGCGUGCGGAGAUCAACCGCCCAAACCCUCCGGGCGGAGUACGAGAACAUCACGCUCCGCUACCGGCGAGGCCAUCGAGGAGUUCGCCUGCGUCUCACCAACAUCACGCGGCGGAUGGCAGCCCUCGGUGAUCCGGAGCGACCAUCACGUGGUGGCCUAGUACCUACGUCGCGUCGUCCGCGGUACAAGCAGCGGUAA